Messenger RNA from Conger conger (European conger), 1004 nucleotides. Its product is annotated as transcription factor BTF3 homolog 4-like. Lineage: Eukaryota; Metazoa; Chordata; Actinopteri; Anguilliformes; Congridae. The coding region runs from base 199 to 675 and encodes 158 amino acids. The transcript is spliced from 6 exons. The record is from RefSeq and is a predicted model, not a curated record.
UGUCGAGACAGCGACGCCCAUAGAAACAUGAGAGUAUAGCACUUGACCAAGUUCACCGGGGUCACGUGAUCCCCGACGCACAGUUCCGUAGUUGCUCCAAUCCGCCAUCUUUCGUCGCCGCGUGUGUCAGCGUUUGUCUGUGGAACUGGUCCAGUGAAGAACUAUUCGGCAAGCUCUUGUCAACCUUCAGAGAGCAACAUGAACCAAGAAAAACUGGCCAAGCUUCAGGCUCAGGUCCGGAUAGGAGGGAAGGGAACAGCACGUCGAAAGAAGAAGGUCGUCCACAGAACGGCAACAGCUGAUGACAAAAAACUUCAGAGUUCAUUAAAAAAAUUGGCUGUGAAUAAUAUUGCUGGUAUUGAGGAGGUGAACAUGAUUAAGGAUGAUGGGACAGUGAUUCACUUCAACAAUCCCAAAGUGCAGGCCUCUCUGUCUGCCAACACCUUCGCCAUCACGGGCCAUGCAGAGACCAAGCAGCUCACAGAGAUGCUACCUGGAAUCCUCAGCCAGCUGGGUGCAGACAGCCUCAGUAGCUUGCGCAAGCUUGCAGAACAGUUCCCUCGGCAAGUGCUUGACAAUAAGGCGCCAAAAGCAGAAGAUAUUGACGAGGAAGAUGAUGACGUCCCAGAUCUUGUAGAGAACUUUGACGAGGCAUCGAAGAAUGAAGCGAAUUGAAGGUUCCUUUGAGAUGAAGGGGACCUCCAAAGAUGGGGACUGCAAUCAAGAAAGGAACUUGUCAGUGUUUUAACUUUAGGAAACUAGUCGUAUCAUUUUGACACCAAUCAGGGACUGCUGUAUCAUAUCGGGUUGACUCCAUCGAGACUUUCCAAACAAACAGAAUGGUGCGCUUAAAUCUGAAAGUUGUCAAACUAUACACAACGGUUCUAUAAGUGUCUUUAAAUUGUCAGUUUUGCCUAUGAUUGCGGUGAUACGGAAUGAAUGGUAGCCUUUAUUUAAGUAUUUUGUUUUGUUUAUGCAGUAAAAAAUAAAAUGAAUUAACCUUU